Penicillium diatomitis is the source of this 2061-nucleotide messenger RNA. RefSeq lists its product as uncharacterized. The transcript is spliced from 2 exons. Bases 1 to 2061 code for a protein of 686 amino acids. NCBI's taxonomy places the organism in Eukaryota, Fungi, Ascomycota, Eurotiomycetes, Eurotiales, Aspergillaceae. The record is from RefSeq and is a predicted model, not a curated record.
AUGUCCUCCAUCCCCGAUAAUCAGCAGCCCUCUUCGUCUCAAUUUUAUCCGCCUCAAUCUGCACAGCCGUACAGAUCAAUUUUUGGUGGACCCAGCAGCGAUGUCGAUCCACCACCAUCAUCUCUUCCGGAGCCAAUUCGGAGGCCUGGGGCGUCUAUAUUUGGAGGCCCAGCCAGCCUCGGCACUAUCGCGCAGCGAAACAGUGCUUCAGAUCCCAUGGAAAUGAGCCAGGCUGAUGAUGAGGAUGAUGCAUUUGACCCGGCAGGACAUGACCACUUGAACACCCGUGGUGGUUCCCACCAUAUCGCCUUGCCUAAGGUCGAGGGCGGCGAAGCUGAAGACGAGAACGAUGAGGAUUUGGCACCGAUGCAAUCAUCUCUCCAGUAUCUGGAACAGCCGAACUUUCCAUCAUCGCCGGAGACUAUUCGGCCUGCACAGGCGCCGAUCACUUACGUCCUUAAUCGGGGGAGAGAUCUGCCAUUUGGCGUUGAACGUCCGAAUCGCUGGACUGGGCCAGCCUCAACUUACAGACGACUUAUAGCGGACGAAAGAGGAGCUUACGAAGGGAUCACUGCUGAAAAGUCAAGGGAUCUUGCUGCGCACCUUUUAAUGCACAUGCGUACCGUACUAAGCGAAACACGGUCCACGACAGAUCCAAUGGAGCACGAGAGCCGGACGUGGGAGAGAGAGUUUUUCCUCCACGACGCUGGGUUGCGUGGCCAAGGCCAGCUCGUUAUGUGCCACGUCCGGACGAACUACUACCUCGAGGAGUCUGUUGUUGCGGUUAUGAUGGAGCAUGCAAAAGAAACUUUCAUGGGUCGUGAAUAUGACCUCGAAGAAAUUAGAGUCCCUCAUCUUGUGAGAGGAGACGAAUUUGAUGAUGCCAAAUACGACGACCUAAAGGAUGCUGCCGAGGAAAAGGAUGAAGAUCCAGUGCCAGACGCUGUGCCGCUCCAGCCGACGGUCCAGGCAGAUGACGGCUUGUCACGAAAACAACUACGUCCACUGUCCCGUAAUGUCAUCGGCCAAAUAAAUCGUCUUCUGAUGGGGCUUCAUCAUUCAGUGAUGACACGGUUUCAAGACGACGACUCGAGCAGUGAGUCUGAGGCCGAGGCCCCCUAUACAGACUAUGAGGAAAAGUCGCGAUCGCGAUCGAGACGGGUGAGUGGUAGCCGAAGUCAGUCGCGUGGUCGGAAACGUGCGCGUCGACAUUCGAGCCACUCGGAGAGAUCGAGUCGUCGUUCAAGAAGUGGCCGGUCCUCCACCCCGACAAGUGCGCGGUCUGGAAGCGCGCGUAGCCCUUCUCGGUCACGAGGCAGAUCACGCACUUCUCGCGUCAGCGCAGAUCUGACUACGACUAAAUACAGACUGGCACUACGAGAUUGGAGUGAGGUUGUGGGCAUCGCUGCAAUGAUGGGCCUUCCCGAAGCAGCGGUGGCUCGUGCCUCCCAAAGGUGUGCCGAUCUCUUUAGAGAAGACAUGACUUUCCGUACCCUUCAUGAAGGCCGAAUGGUCAAGGUUCCUCCUCCAAAAGGGGCAGCCCGAGCAGGCGAUAGAUGGAAGUACCAUGAAAGCGAAUCUGAGAUCGAUGAAGAGCUUGAGCCGAACUUUGAAACUGCACCCCAGAGUCCGGCUCCAGGACCGAGUUCAGUAUCGUCGCCACGCAAACGGAAGCAAAUGUCGCAAGUUCGAUCACGGUCACCAUCCCAAUCUCGGCGACACCAUUCAACAUCUACCCCCUUUGUAGCGACCUCGACUGCUGCCGUUGUAGCCCCUAGUUCCCAACCGGGCUCUGACUUUCUUGAUCAGCUCGGUGACAGUGCCGAUCCUGCAGGCCAGUCUCAAGCACUGCCCACGCCCAAGAAGGGCAAAGGCAAACACCGAAAAGCCGAUAUCGUCUGUCCUGUCAAGCGAUGCUCGCGAAACACGAAUGGGUUCUCCCGAACGUGGAAUCUUACCCUGCACAUGCGACGAGUCCACCCGAAUUAUGUAGCAGGCGAGCGCGAGCGAUCCCGAUCUCAAAGUACGCCGGAAGGUGUUGAGAUUAUUGAAAUUGACUGA